UAAACUUCCCUGUCCUUUUGCUGCUGAUUUGCCAUAAAACUAAACGCUACCGUUAGAUGAAAGUUGUUCAGGUAGUGUAGACGUUACUUGAGGUGUUAGUUCAGCUAGCUAGCUAACCAGCCCUUUUCUUGGUCCUGACCACCGGCUCGCGCUAUUGCUGGGGCCUCACUGCUAACGUUACUUAGCAACUAAUCACGUCUAUUCUUAUCGUGCUAACACACCGGGAUUCAGUUUAGCCUAGAGAUGACGACACAGUCAACUGGCUGCUCAUUACAACAUUAUAGGACAAACUAUUUUUACAGGUGAUCUAAUCUGUAACAAUGUGUUAUGCUGACUCCCAACUUGUAGCAGCAGUGUGCCCUACUGGAGCCCCGGUGACAUUGCGGAGACUUUUGGACUUAGGGAAUGUGCCUCAGUCGCUAAGCUUACCACAGUGGUCGGUCUGUGGGUAACUCGGGUGUUUGAACAUGUGGAGGUAGUUACCGUUAAAACUCGUGAUAAACAAGAUAUAUACAAGAGACGUAGAAUUAGCCAAUGAGACAGGGUCCUUUUUGUGAGCACCACUUUUUCUCCCUCCUCCCUUUUCCUGGUUUUUCUUUUUGUUUAACAUUUUUUGUUUGUUUUUAUUUUUUCGUUUUAAUUGAUUUUGGUGCGGAGAGAACGACUUCGCCAUCACAGAGCUGCAACCAGUUGUUUUGAUGAUCUGGGGUCAAUCUGUACCCACUGACGGACACAAGCCUUGUGGGUCCAACAGAUUACAGGAGGAAACAUGAGCACAGCCAAGCCCAGUGGAAUCAAAGUGCCCAGCAAGAUAGCUAGGGCACCUGGGACAGGAGCCCCUAAAACCAACCCCAGCACAGCAGGAGCUAAAGCUGCUGCCGCAGACAAAUCAGCUGCAAGUGCCACUGGAGGAGAUGCCCAAAAUGCUGAGGAGAACUUCCAGAUUGGGGAACGGGUAUGGGUCAACGGGAAUAAGCCAGGCUACAUUCAGUUUUUGGGAGAGACACAGUUUGCCCCAGGACAGUGGGCAGGGAUUGUUCUAGAUGAGCCAAUUGGGAAGAAUGAUGGGUCAGUGGCAGGGGUACGCUACUUCCAGUGUGAAGCCCUGCGAGGUAUAUUUACUCGUCCAUCCAAGUUGUCUCGCACGGAGGGGGAGGCUAAUGGAACUCAGACGGCACCGCCCUCCCGUGCUGCAUCUCCCACUCCUUCAGUUGGUAGCGUAGCAUCGCAUACACCUGCCACAAAAUCAACAGUACCCUCAACUACCACAGCAGCCAAGAAGGCUUCCACUGCUACGCCAGCUACGCCAGCUACACCAUCUUCCAACCUUGCACGCACAAACAGUGAAUCUGUCUCCAACCUGUCAGAGACUGGAUCAGUCAAGAAGGGGGAAAGAGAACUGAAGAUGGGUGACCGUGUGUUGGUUGGUGGUACAAAGGCUGGAGUGGUACGUUUCCUCGGAGAAACAGAUUUUGCCAAAGGCGAGUGGUGCGGUGUGGAAUUGGAUGAGCCUUUAGGAAAGAAUGAUGGGGCAGUGGCAGGCACAAGAUAUUUUCAGUGCCAACCCAAAUAUGGCUUAUUUGCUCCAGUGCACAAAGUCACACGCAUUGGCUUCCCUUCAACCACACCAGCCAAAGCAAAAACAACUGUUCGGAAAGUAGUGGCCACUCCAUCAGGGCUGAAGAGAAGUCCUAGCGCCUCCUCCAUCAGUACCAUGAGUUCUGUGGCAUCCUCUGUCAGUGCCAAGCCUAGCCGCACAGGCCUGUUAACAGAGACAUCAUCCCGGUAUAAUCGAAAGAUCUCAGGCACUACAGCCCUGCAGGAGGCACUGAAGGAGAAGCAGCAGCAUAUUGAGCAGCUAAUGGCUGAGAGGGACAUGGAGAGAGCUGAGGUUGCCAAGGCCACUAGCCAUGUUGGGGAGAUGGAGCAAGAAAUUACCCUGCUCAGGGAUGAUCAGGAGCAGAUGGAGGCUAAGAUGGAUCAGUUACGUGCCUUGGUAGAAGCUGCAGACAAAGACAAAGUGGAGCUGCUGAAUCAGCUGGAGGAGGAGCGUAGGAAGGUGGAGGACCUUCAAUUCCGUGUAGAGGAAGCCUGCAUCACCAAAGGAGACCUAGAGACGCAGACCAGACUGGAGCAUGCCCACAUUAAGGAGCUUGAACAGAGCCUGCUCUUUGAAAAGACCAAAGCUGAGAAACUCCAAAGAGAGUUAGAAGACACUAGGGUUGCUACUGUAUCGGAAAGAUCCCGUAUAAUGGAGCUUGAGAAGGACCUUUCACUGCGUACAAGAGAGGUAGCUGACCUGCAGCUGCGUCUUGGGACCCAGCAAGGCUCUGAGGACUCUAACUCUACUCUCUCUCCCCUUCUGGAAGAGAUAAACUCUCUGAGGGAUCAGUUGGCUUCCCAAGAAGCUAAGCAGCAAGAAGAGCUAGCGAAAUACAGGGAGAAGCUAGAAGCUCAAGAAAAGGCCCACAGUGAGGCAGUUGCCCAGCUCCAGACUACAUCUGUAAGGCUCUCUGGUGACAAUGAGCAGUUGCAGAUGCGUAUAAGCCAGGCUGAGAAGGAGAAUGCUGACAUUACUGAACAGUGGCGUUCCAAGUUGGAGUCUGCCAUUGCAUCUCACCAGCAAGCCAUAGAGGACCUGAAGGUGUCCUUCAGCAAAGGCGCAGGUGCCCAGACAGAGGAGCUUGUAGAAACCAAAAGUGCGCUAGAGAGGCUGAAGUUAGAGCACCAUCUGGCUUUUGAGGAGGCCAGAGCCAAACAUGACGCUGACACUGCAGCUUGGACUCAAGAGAUGCAGGCACUGAAGGCACAGCUGUUGUCUUUGACCGAGGAUAAGGAGCGACUGGAGGAGUCGCUACGGUCCAGCGUUGAAAAGGCGGAGGAGCAGCACCUUGUAGAGAUGGAAGAUGUUCUCGGAAAGCUUCAUGCUGCUGAACUUAGGGUAAAGGAGCUUGAGGAGAAAGAGGCAAUGUUAGCACAACGGAUCCAAGACAAGGACAGAGAAACCAAAGAGCAGAUGGCAGAAAUGGUUGCUCUACGCAGCCAAGUAGCACAAAGUAAUCAGGAGGUUGUGACCCUGAAGAGUCAGUUAGAGGAGGUUCAGAGCCAAGGAAACAACCAGGGUGCCAAGGUUAGUGAAUUGAGCUCUCAGUUGGAAGGCCAACAGAAGGAGGUCCUUUCUUUACAGCAGACUCUGACUACUGUAAAGCAGGAGAAGGGCACCAUGGAACAAGAACUUGGAGGCUUGAAACAAAAGUUGGCUGAAAGCACAGAGGAGCACACAAAAUUAGCAAAAACUAUGCAAGAAACAUGUGAGAAGCUCACUAAGAAGGAAGAGCAGUGCACUUCCCUAGCCACAGAAUCAGAGUCUCUAAGAAGUCAGCUUUCUGGGCUGGAGAGGAAACUGAAGGCUGCAGAUGAAAAGCUUGAGCAGCUUUCAAAAGACAAAAGCAAGCUGGAAAAUGAUAUUUCUGACAUGAUGAAGGCAUCUGGUGAUAGUUCAGUACAGCUGACUAAAAUGAAUGAAGACCUCAUUCAGAAAGAAAGGAGGCUUGAGGAGUUGCAGAGUCAACUUGCAGAGGAGAAGGAGAAGGUGGCACACAUGAAUGAACAACUCCAGCAGCAACAGUCCCGCAGAGAGCAGGAGCUGAAAGAGACCAGAGAUACACAUCAGUCUCAAAUAAAAGACCUCCAGGAAAAGAUUGCUAGCUUGGAGAAGACUGUUAAACAGGGUGAGACCCUAGUUGAGGAGCUGAGGGCCUCUCAAGAAAAAUCCCUCUCUCAGGCCUCAGAGCUCCAUGUAAAGGAACGUGAGGUGCUGCAGAGUCAGGUUGACAAGUUGAAGCAGGAGCUCUCCUCCUCCAAGAACAAAACCCAGGAGCUGGAGAAGUUGGUAUCUGAGCUGCAGCCAUACAAGGAACAAGCUCAGUGUCUUUCCGCUGAGCUUGAAACCUACAAGCAUGAUGUUGAACAUUUGUCCAAAAAACUGGAAAAACAGAGUCUAGAUCUGGAAAACCUUUGUAAGGAAAGUGAGGAUGUUAAGGCUAAGAAAGACAAACUGGAGAAACAGCUUUCAGAUGUGCAGACUAAGCUCUCUGCCCUUGAGAUUAGACACCAGGAGCUUUCAGUCCAGAAUGAAGAACUGCUAAUAACCAGAGACAAGCUUUCAAAAUAUCAAGAAGAAUUAAUCACAAGUAACAAAUGCUUCGAUGAAGAAAGGAUGUCAUUGAACACAGAACUGAAGAAGCUCAAAGAUCUUCUUCAGGAAGUUCAGACUGAAAACAAGAACCUGAAACAUAGUAAAAGUGAACACCAGGCCCAAAUUGAAGAGCUUCAAAGACAAUAUGCAGAGAAGAAUGACUUGCUCCUAAAACAUCAGCAGGACAUUGAGCAAAUUCAGGCUAAAAAGAAACAACUACUUGAGGAUUAUGAGAAUAUCUGCAAGGAGAGGAACCGACUUGAAGAGGACCUCAAUGAAAGCAAGUCAAAACUCACAUCAGAGAAAGACAAUCUUAUUUUAGAAAGAGAUGCUGCUAGAAAUGCCAAAAAAUCUCUUGAUGCUAAGAAUGCCGAACUGCAGGAAAAACUUAAAUCUUUGAACUUAGAAAAAGAAGAUCUUACAAUGAAGAAUACCCAACUGCAGGCACUCACAGAAACAUUAACAAAAGAGAAGGUAGAGAUGUCCUCUGAAAUCAGUGCCUCUGUGUUGGAUAAAAAGAGCCUUGAGACAGUGAAGGAGGAGCUCCAGAAUAAGCUCACUGUUGCUAAGAAAGACUUGGAGAGCUCUGUCCGUGAAUGUGAAGAACUUAAAGCCUCCAAAAUGAGCCUGGCCCAGAUACUGGAAGAGUUUAAGACAAGCAGUCAGGUGACUGAUUCUGAGAGACUUCAUCUUCUGCAGGAGAAAGAAGAGUUGCUUGCAAUCCAAAGAAAAGUCUGUAACGAGAAGGAAGAGCUCCUCAAAGAGAUCGAAGAACUAAAGGAGAAGCUUAAAAUCUCAACAGAACAACUGUCUCAGUCCAACGAGAAAUCCAAAGAAGCAUUGUCAUCUUUUGAGCAAGAGAGGCAAGCGUUUCGUCUUCAGAAUUCUGAAACUGAAAUGGCUCUGCAUGAUAUUCGAAAGGAAAAGAUGAGCCUGGAUUCAGCACUAGAGCAGCAGAAAAUGGAUUAUGAGCGUUUGGCAGGGGAGAAGGGAGAGUUAGAAGAAAAGCACACAAAAGCUGUAUCUGACAAAAAUGUUCUUUCUGUUGAACGUGAUAAGCUAGCUAGUGAAAUGCGAACAAUUAAGGACCAGUUGGAUUGUUACUCCAGAGCUAAUGCUGACCUUAUGCAAGAGAAGUCUCAUUUAACAACAUUGCUAGAGGAAAACAAACGCCAAAAAGACGAAGUUGAAGCAGAGGUGACCUCUUUGAAACGAGAAAAGGCUGACCUUCAAAAUGAACUGCAGAAACAUAACUCUGAUAUUGAAAUUCUUGAAAAGGAUAAAACUGAACUUGCCCAAGAGCACAGUAAACUAAAAAUGGAAUUUGAGAAGGCAAAUUUAGUACUUGUUCAACAGGUGGAUAACCUUAAAAAUGUUAAUCAGCAUCUGCAGUCUUUGCAGACUGAGGCUGACAAAAAAGUGCAGUCUUUGCAGGAAGAGAAUCAGGGGCUGCUUCAGGCGAUGCAGGAGUUAAAAAGUCAGACUGAAUCAGUGUCAGAGGCCAAGCACCUUUUGGAGACUCAGCUACAGGCUGAAUCCACUGAACGGAGUAAAGUGACAUCUGAUAAGGAUUGUCUUUCCAAACAAAUUGAUGAGCUGCAGAAAACAUUGUCCAAAGUUACACAACAAAAUGAAGAGGUUUCUUCUAACCUUAAGAAUGCCAAUGAGCAAAAGAAGUCUUUAAUGGUGGAUAUGGAGGCUUUAAAAACACAACUGAAGCAGCAAGGGCAGGAAUCCAGUCAGUUGACAGAAGAUAAAGAACAGCUGUUAUCUAAGCUUGAGGAGAUGGGCAAACAGAUGACCCUUUUGACCACAGAGAAAGAGGACCUUUUAGCUGUAAAGUGUAAAUUGGAGCAGGAUGUCUCUUCUCUCCACUCAAGCCAAGGAAAUUGGCUCACAGAACAGUCAAGGCUCCUUGAAGAGUUGGAGAAGUUGCAGGCUAGCCAGAGACAACUAGAGGUUGAUGUCAAGGCCCUACAAACUGACAAAGAACUUUUGGAAAAGCAAUACAAGAAUGCUGUCGCAGAGGUAUCUGCUUCAGCCAUUGUAAAAGAAGAGAUUUCCUGCAGCAUCUCAAACCUGACAGCUCAGAAGAAUGCUCUGCAGGUGGAGCGUGAUGAAGUCACCCAGCAAGUCACCCAGCUCGAGUCCCAACUAAAAAAUGCCAUUUCUAAGCAGCUCGAGGCCACAGAGGCCUCUGGCAAGACUGCUGAGGCUCUCGAACAGCUGACAAAAGAGAAAGCCAAUUUGAUGCAGGAGAAGAACAAAGCUCAAUAUUUGCUGGAAGAGCUCCAGAGUUCAAAGCAGGAGAUAGAGACACAGCUGGAAACAUUGAAGAAAGAGAAUUCCAAGUACCAAGAAGAUCUUAAUGUAUCCAAAGAUCAGCUUUGCACAGAAACUCAGAGGACCAAGAGUCUGUGCCAGGAAAUUGAGGAGCUUAAAGAAGCAGUUUCUGUGAAGUCGCGGUCCUUAGAGAUUCUGCAAGAUGAAAACAACAAGCUGACUCAGGAGCUUGAUAACAAUCACAAAGACCAGGGUGAUCUUGUGAAGCUCAAAGAUGAGCACUCAAAACUCAAAAAACAGUUGGAGGAGUUGAAGCAAGGCCUGCCAAAUAAUGCCUUCAGUGAGAGCACCUUGAAGGAGCAGUUGGACAAGGAGAAGGCCGCCCUCCAACAGUCUAUCCAUAAAAAUAGUGCCUUAAUCUCAGAAAAGGACCAGCAGGUGGAAAAUCUGAGGAGCGAGCUGACUGUACUGCGUGGGGAAAGUGCCUCAGUUAAGACACUGCAGGGUACAAUUCAGGCCUUGGAGCGGGACAAGGCUAAUCUACAGGAGCGUGUUCAGAGACUGGAGAAAGACCUGGCUGCAGGGCCUGACACCAUCAACAAGUCCUCAGGUGAUGCGGUUUUGGACCAACUAAGGGAGGAUAAAGAGACUGCAGAGAGUCAGAUUGAGUUUCUCAAUUCAGUCAUCGUUGACCUCCAGAGGAAGAACGAGGAACUCAAGGACAAAUUGGAGAAAAUGGCAGCUGCUGCUCUCAAUGGGAAUAAUCCAAGUGAGCUGGAUAACUAUGAAAGCCAUGGACAGGAACCUGUGAGGAAGAAGCCUCCUCCAAGGCUCUUCUGUGACAUCUGCGACUGCUUUGACCUCCAUGACACGGAGGACUGUCCCACACAAACACAGAUGCCCGACUCACCUCCACACACCACCUACCACGGCAAUAAGGGUGAAGAACGGCCCUACUGUGACAUCUGUGAGGUCUUUGGCCACUGGACCGAAUCCUGUAAUGAUGACCAGACCUUUUAAAGCCUUUUUAACCCUCGUUCGCACAAUCAAUAUAUUUGCACAUCAUGUUAGAUAAGGCAGUUGCUUUUUGGGGUUUUGGUUUGUGUGUGUGCAUUUUGUGUGCUUGUUUUUGCCAAGCGUCUUUAUCGUCCACACCAGCCCUUAAGCGCUCUUAUAGGAGAACAGUCUUCUCAGAAUCUCUUUCCAAAAAUUCUGACAUCCAGAAAAAUAAUAUACAGCGGUUACCAGUUUGUAUUUGUAAUUGUAAAUGACUUUGGAGGAGAAAGGUUUGGAUAUGUUGGGUUUGUGUGAAUGUGGGGAUACUGUAGGCGGACAUAUUAUUGUGGGAGAAGCAAUGGUCUUCUUCAGAUCAAUUUAAUUUAUCAAUAUCCUAACAUUGUUUGCACAGUUUGUCGGAGGAUUACAAAGAUAAUAUAGUAUCAUAAAAGGUCUUUUGAAACUGUAAAUGACUUGAUUGAAAAACAAAUGUCAAUUUGCGCAAAAAUUGGUGAGCUAUAGUUUAUUUUUUUAUGCCUGGAAAUACUAUGUACUCUCUAAAGGUUUGAUAGUAUGUGUGUAAUUUUGUGAAGGGGGGGGGGGGGGGGCUCACUCUGUGGAGCAGUGAAACAUAGUGCUGUUUGGCUUUGAUAGGAACUUUUUUAUGGUCUUCAUGAAUGGACUGCUGGAUGAUUGGUAAGAAAGAAGCAGUUAAUUUUAAAGCACUUCACUUACUGUAAGCCCUCAGUUCCAGUGAAAUGGCCUUUCCAAAAAGUUUCUUUGCAAUUAAAAGAUAAUUUCUGUAUGAAACAAUGAAAUACUUAAGAAUUUCUUUAAAAAAUGUUUUGAAUAUCUGUAUAAAAUAAAUUAAAUUUAUGUAUAAAUUAAA
Lates calcarifer (barramundi perch) is the source of this 8366-nucleotide messenger RNA. RefSeq names its product CAP-GLY domain containing linker protein 1a (gene clip1a). The record is from RefSeq and is a predicted model, not a curated record. Gene Ontology annotation, biological process: cytoplasmic microtubule organization; positive regulation of microtubule polymerization. Gene Ontology annotation, molecular function: microtubule plus-end binding. The transcript has 27 exons. Bases 770 to 7501 code for a protein of 2243 amino acids. NCBI's taxonomy places the organism in Eukaryota, Metazoa, Chordata, Actinopteri, Centropomidae. Gene Ontology annotation, cellular component: nucleus; cytoplasm; microtubule plus-end.